UUUGCUUUGUUCAAGAGAAUGAAUCAUUCAAACCAGUUCUGCAGCCUUUUUCCGGUCCAGAGUGCGUGCCAUGAGGCUGAGGCAGGUGUCUCCACCUCCUGCAGACUGGUGUAUAAAGAUGCUGCAGGUGGAUGUGAGCAGCAUCUUCUCCACCGAGUUGAUUUUGGAGCAACAGCAUGACUUCCAUGGCGCUGCUCCCGCUUCGGCUGCUCCUGCUGCUCCCGCUGGUGUCCGCCUCUCAUCACUUCGGGGGAACAGUGAGCUUCACCUACAAAGGAACAAAUCCUGAUGGAUCCUUCAAGGUUGCCUUUCGCAACAGAGCCACCUAUGACGGCUGUCAGUACAGCCACUACUGGUCCUGCUCCAGUGGGUACUGUGGCUAUGUCAGCAAAUCACAGAGAACUGUAAUCGACAGCAGCAGCAAUGCUCAAACCUACAACAGUCAGUGGUGUGAAACGGAAACCGUUGAAACAAGAAACGUCCAAAGUGACAGACCAUUUGAAUUGAGUGCUUACAGCUGUUGCUGGGUUUAUUCACGUAACAGCAUCUACGACUGGAGACUGAGUACUCUGGUGGAUCUGGGAAGACGAGCAGACACGGGGAAACCAAACAGUUCACCAGACAUUGCCAUUCUUCCCUUCAUGAGAGUUCCUGAAAACUGUCCGCGGUCAUACAAGCUGGCGUCCUUCGAUCCAGAUGGUGACAGGGUCCGCUGUAGGUAUGGAAACUACAAUGACAGAGAGUGCUACAGAUGUGAUCAGCCAUCAGGAUUUCACCUAGAUGAGGAUACCUGCACGUUGCACUACCAGCAUGCCAGUGCUAACCCCACAGUCUUUGGCUUUGAGUUGGUGGUAGAAGAUUUUUCCCGACAGCAUAUUGACCUGUUUUACUCAGAUGGCUCAAAGUCCCACAAGCAUCCACUGCUGGUCAGAAGGAAGAGACAAGCAAACUACCAAUGGGGGAGUUACACAACCCAAGAGCAGACAACUACCUCAGCAGUUUCCACAGGGCAGCCGUGGUGGUGGUGGUGGCAUCAGGUUUCUGCUUCAACAACCGCACGUAAUGUCCAAGCCUCCACCAGAGCAAGACCAGCAACCACAGCAUACACAACCACAACUACUACAACACAACUGCCAUCCACAACAUCACCACCAAGCUACUGGUGGUGGAUGUGGCCAACAACAGCCACACCACCACCAACACCUGCAGCGACAAUAUCACCAACACCACCAACAACCACAACAUACACGACCACUACAAGACCAACAAUCACAACAAGACCAACACCAGCAUGGUGGUGGAUGUGGCUGACUACAACUACAACAAGACCAACAACAACAGCACAAACUACAGCAAGCACUACAAGACAGAGCACAACCACCACAGGAGCUCCUCCUUACAUCAACACUCCACCUCUCAGUAAAUUGCCGCUCCAGUUUUCUUUCCUCGUGGAUCCAGCCGUCCCUUCCUGUGAAGAGGGACUCUACCUACCGAAGUUUGUGCAUCCGACCCCUGCAGAUGGACAACGCAUUAAGGCAGAGGUCAACAAAGAGGUGGAGAUCAAAGUCAAAGCAGAAGCAGCGUAUUCAGUAAUGCAAGACCUCAUCAUGAGUGGGCCUACAAACAUUACCAUGCACAGGAGCACACACAAUGAGUUUGUCAUUCGCUGGACACCCAUUCCAGAUGACCUGGGAGAGCAUUACCCAAUCUGCUUUGCUGUGGAAUCAGCAACUGGGUCAGCAAUAAGGAGCUCUCAAACUGUUACCAGUAAUCACGCUCAUGUUCAUGGUACACCAGUCUCACAGUCUGGUGUCUAUCAGACUGAGAUGAGGUGUGUUCUCGUGGACAUUGGAAAAGAGCAAAUCAAAGCCAACGUGGUCUGUGGUGAAUCCUCAAUGAGGGUGGAGGUGGACAAAGAUUCCCUCGGUGGACUCUCUGAAGAUCAUCUGGAGCUGAGUGACCCCGCCAACACCGUCUGCAGCCUCACCACUCACUCCAACAGCUCCCACAUCAUCGCUGACUUCCCCCUCAACGCCUGUGGUACUCAGAUCGAGGAGGACGAUGACAACCUCAUCUUCAAGAAUGAAAUCACCACAGUGGACGACCCCAGCCAGCUAAUCACCAGGAAGCACCUGACGGAGAUCAGCUUCUACUGCCAGUACGCCAAGAAAAGCAACAUGACUGUGGGUUUCACAGCUCACAGGAAGAACGUCACCGUGUGGGAGAGAGGCUUCGGCACCUUCACCUACCAGUUUGAGUUCUACCCAGAUAGCCAGUUCCAAACCAUGAUUGAUCCAAACUCCUACCCUCUGGAGUAUGACUUAGGAAGCAAGAUCUACAUGGAGAUUGAUGCCUCCUCUUCAGUCAACAACACUGUGAUGUUUGUGGAGUUCUGCAGCGCUUCACCCUACGACAACCCCAACUACCACCCCACGUACACAAUCAUUGACAAUGGGUGCACAGUGGAUCCAACUGUUCAGAUCUACCCCUCCUCCAACCAGAAUCAGUUCCGGUUCAGCAUGGAGGCCUUCAAGUUCAUUGGUUUGCAUGAUCAGGUGUACAUCAGCUGCUCCGUGAUGAUGUGUGAAGCAGGGAACCCCAACACCAGGUGCUCACAGGGAUGCAUGAACUCCUCAAGUUCAGACUCUCAUCAUCACAUCCACAAGAGAGAGGCCGCCAUGCAGAGCAAAGCACACUUCAUUUCCCAGGGUCCUUUGCGCCUGCACUCAGAUAACAACAGUCCCUCACUGAUCAACCUG
Molecule: messenger RNA, 2759 nt
Organism: Oryzias melastigma (Indian medaka)
Lineage: Eukaryota; Metazoa; Chordata; Actinopteri; Beloniformes; Adrianichthyidae
Biological process (GO): positive regulation of acrosome reaction; egg coat formation; binding of sperm to zona pellucida
Cellular component (GO): extracellular matrix
Molecular function (GO): acrosin binding
Source: RefSeq, a predicted model, not a curated record